GACUAGCUGCAAGAGCUACGUGCGUCAGAAACGCCAGAAAUGAAAAUUCUUUGCUUCUCCAACUCUAGAUUCUUGCCUGUCGUCUUCUUACUAGGCACAUAUUCAGCCUUGUUGCUGUGCGGAUGGCUGCUGUUUCAUGAUCACACCAAUGGAGAAACAAUUACAUCUCUUUCGCAAAAUCAAGAACUCCAACAGCUGUUUGUUCAUCCUACACAACCAUCUGCAGAAAAGCGUCUCUUUCUCAGGAAAGAGGCGUUGAAGAGAAAAUGCGCAAGAUUUCAGCAACCUCUCACUUUCGAAGAAAAAAGUCGUUUGUACGCCGAAAUGGUGGUAGACGACAAAAAUCGAGUCAUUUGGUGUCCAGUCAGGAAAGCAGGGACUACGACGUGGCGCAUUGUCAUGCUCAUCCUUACGGGCAAGUUCUCGGCAGUAGACGCUGCUUUAGACCAUAUCAUGCAACACGACUUCAAUAGUGUGACUCGUUUGAGUGCUAGAUAUCACAACAGUAAGGAUAUCGAAUACAGAUUGAGAAACUACACGAAAUUUAUGGCGUACAGAGAACCUCUUGGACGUGUCGUGUCUGACUACAGACAAAUUAGACUUUGCAACACUCCGUUUCGUAAACAGAUGUGCACGUGGGUUCUUAGAUACAGCAGAGUCCCCAUUCAAUCAACUAACAACAAGCACGUCCCAAUGGUUCUACCGGAGAUAUCCUUUCCUCAGUUUGUUAAUUUCAUCACACGUUUUGUCGACAAGAAAAGGCACCUAGAUCUUAACAUUCAUUGGAGACCAACACACUUGAUCUGUCAUCCGUGUCAUAUUGAUUACGAUUACCUCGUCGAUUUGAAUAGUCCUGGUGUUGUUGAGGAAUCUGGUUACGUUCUCAACGCUCUCGGAGCUCCCUCCUGGCUGCAGUUGCCACAAGAAAACCGAUCGGGUAACGAAACGAAGUUCGCUUUUCUCUCUCAACUCUCAGCGGCUCAAUUUGAACGCUUACGUUCUCAGUACGACGAUGACUACGAGAUAUUUGGAUAUCAAAAGUUUAAUUUGAGUGACUCAACUCUCUAGAAUUAAUUAAAAUGCAUUACAACGUUUUAUAACUUUUAUCACUUUGCAUACUGUAUACAUGUCUCUAGAUAAUUAAUUAAUUA
Messenger RNA from Corticium candelabrum, 1151 nucleotides. Its product is annotated as carbohydrate sulfotransferase 8-like. NCBI's taxonomy places the organism in Eukaryota, Metazoa, Porifera, Homoscleromorpha, Homosclerophorida, Plakinidae. Gene Ontology annotation, molecular function: sulfotransferase activity. Gene Ontology annotation, biological process: carbohydrate biosynthetic process. The record is from RefSeq and is a predicted model, not a curated record. Bases 40 to 1068 code for a protein of 342 amino acids. Gene Ontology annotation, cellular component: membrane. The transcript has 2 exons.